This is a messenger RNA of Trichoderma reesei QM6a, 2834 nucleotides long. RefSeq names its product vacuolar sorting protein. Gene Ontology annotation, biological process: peroxisome organization. The coding region runs from base 238 to 2343 and encodes 701 amino acids. Gene Ontology annotation, molecular function: GTPase activity; microtubule binding; GTP binding. NCBI's taxonomy places the organism in Eukaryota, Fungi, Ascomycota, Sordariomycetes, Hypocreales, Hypocreaceae. The transcript is spliced from 6 exons. The record is from RefSeq and is a predicted model, not a curated record. Gene Ontology annotation, cellular component: membrane; peroxisome; microtubule.
CAAGCGCCUCCCGGGAGAGCCACGUUUGGUGCAAGUUCUUUCAACGAUCGUCCGAACCGGCAAGCCUCUCCUCACCGUCUCACCGGCUUAUCACACGCGGCACCCCGCCACUUCUCUCGACCGCCGCCAUCUUCGCGAUAGCCUCUCUCUCCCCCCCUUUAAUCCACGAACCGGCUGAGCUCCUCAACACCGACGUCUCGACGCUUUCCGUCUCUUCAUAUCAUCACCAGCGCAACCAUGAGCGGUUCUGGCUCUUCGCUUACCCAGACGGGUGGCAUCACCGAUCCCGCCCUGAUCCAGCUCGUCAACAAGCUUCAGGAUGUUUUCGCAACCGUCGGAGUCAACAACCCCAUUGAUCUCCCCCAGAUCGCCGUCGUCGGCAGCCAGUCGAGCGGCAAGAGUUCAGUGCUAGAGAACAUUGUCGGCCGUGACUUCCUUCCUCGAGGUACCGGCAUCGUCACGCGGCGUCCCCUCGUCCUCCAGCUCAUCAACCGCCCGGCCCAGACCAACGGCGUCAGCCAUGAGGAUAUCGAAGCCGGCGCCGACAAGGCCGCCAACCCGGACGAGUGGGGUGAGUUCCUCCACAUGCCCGGCCAGAAGUUCUACGACUUCUCCAAGAUCAGGGAGGAAAUCUCGAGGGAAACGGAAGCCAAGGUUGGACGAAAUGCCGGCAUCUCGGCAGCUCCCAUCAACUUGCGCAUCUACUCUCCCAACGUCCUGACCCUGACGCUGGUCGACUUGCCCGGUCUGACCAAGGUCCCCGUGGGUGACCAGCCCCGCGACAUCGAGCGCCAGAUCCGAGACAUGGUGCUCAAGUACAUUUCCAAGUCAAACGCCAUCAUCCUAGCUGUCACCGCAGCCAACAUUGACUUGGCCAACUCGGAUGGCUUGAAGCUGGCGCGCGAGGUUGACCCCGAGGGCCAGCGCACCAUUGGUGUCCUCACCAAGGUCGACCUGAUGGAGGAGGGAACCGACGUCAUCGAUAUUCUGUCCAACCGCAUCAUUCCGCUGCGCCUGGGCUACGUUCCAGUUGUCAACCGAGGACAGCGAGAUAUUGACAACAAGAAGGCCAUUGGCGCUGCCCUGGAGGCGGAGAAGAACUUUUUCGAGAACCACGCGGCCUAUCGCAACAAGAGCUCCUACUGCGGCACGCCCUAUCUUGCUCGCAAGCUGAACCUGAUUCUGAUGAUGCACAUCAAGCAGACGCUGCCGGACAUCAAGGCGCGCAUUUCGAGCUCCCUGCAAAAGUACAGCGCCGAGCUGGAGAGCCUGGGCCCGUCCAUGCUCGGCAACAGCUCCAACAUUGUGCUGAACAUCAUCACCGAGUUUACCAACGAAUGGCGCACGGUCUUGGACGGUAACAAUACCGAACUGUCUAGCACCGAGCUGUCUGGCGGUGCUCGUAUCAGCUUCGUCUUCCACGAGCUGUACGCCAACGGAGUCAAGGCCCUCGACCCCUUCGACGUCGUCAAGGACCUGGAUAUCCGAACCUACCUGUACAACUCGUCGGGUCCUUCGCCCGCCUUGUUCGUCGGCACCACGGCUUUCGAGCUGAUCGUCAAGCAGCAGAUCAAGCGAAUGGAAGACCCGAGUCUGAAGUGCGUGUCGCUGGUGUACGACGAGCUGGUGCGCAUACUGUCCCAGCUGCUGUCCAAGCAGCUGUACCGUCGCUAUCCCGCCCUGAAAGAGAAGAUGCACAGCACCGUCGUCUCCUUCUUCAAGAAGGCCAUGGAGCCCACCAACAAGCUCGUGCGAGACCUUGUCUCGAUGGAGGCCUGCUACAUCAACACGGCUCACCCCGACUUCCUGAAUGGCCACCGCGCAAUGGCCAUUGUCAACGAACGCCAUAACCCUUCAAGACCCGUUCAAGUUGACCCCAAGACCGGCAAGGCCCUGCCGUCUUCGACGCCCGCCCGAGCUGCCAGCCCUACAGUCCCGGAUGCGGACGGAAGCUCAAACGGUGGCUUCUUUGGCAGCUUCUUCGCGGCGAAGAACAAGAAGAAGGCCGCCGCUAUGGAGCCGCCGCCACCCAGCCUCAAGGCCUCGGGCACGCUGUCAGAGCGUGAAGUCAUUGAGGUCGAAGUCAUUAAACUGCUCAUCUCUUCCUACUACAACAUUGUGAAGCGAACCAUGACGGACAUGGUCCCCAAGGCCAUCAUGUUCAACCUGGUUCAGCUCACCAAGGACGGCAUGCAGCGCGAACUGCUGGAGAACAUGUACAAGACAGACAGCAUCGACGACUUACUGCGAGAAAGCGACUUCACGAUCCGCAGGCGGAAGGAGUGCCAGCAGAUGGUCGAGUCUCUCGGCAAGGCCAGCGAGAUUGUCAGCCAAGUGCAGUAGACGAAGACGAGACCAGACGCGCAUUUCUAGAUUGGCGUGUUAGAACGAAAUUGGGCGACUUACGGCUUAUGAGAUGCAACGACGGCACGCACGAUGACUCGCCCCCUCUCCCCCCUUUCCUCCUCUUUCCCCUCAACCUCCCCCCAACCUUUUAUUUUCUUCUUUUUCGAUACCAACGGCUGUUCCGGAGGCUAGAGUAAAUGAGUAAUGAGAAAUCUGUCCAAGAGACAAGGGGGAAGAGUCUGGGGUGUCGGCAAAUGUGGGAUUAUCAGGGUAGGGAAAAAAGAAAUCAACUCGUCGGGAUGGCGGAGUAUUUUUUUUGGAGAAGGCAGGGCUGGUUAUUUCUCUCUAUUUUUACUUUUCUCAGGAUCGAAGUAGGAAUUCUUGAGAGAUGGAGAUGCCGGCUCUUGCUUCUAGUUGCUGGGGGAGAAAGGGUUCACUUGUUUUAGGCUUAUAGCAUGAGAGAUUAGAAUAACCAUUUGCUUGUCUUG